AUGAUUGCAUCCGCAAGGUCCGUCCUCGUUGCCAUGCUGGCCAGCACCGGCGCCAGCAUGGCAGGGCGUUUGAUUGCUCCCGACCCCGACAGCCUGGCGGCUCUUGACUCUCCGCUGGCUGUUUCGAUGGAGGAGUUGCAGGGCAUGAAGAUUUCCGAGAGGCAGCAGGACAUUGCAGACGGUGUGUUUGACGAGGGCCGCUACGCCCUCCAGGGCGCGACGGCCUGCUCCAACGGCAAAGCCGGGGAGUACUCGUGCAGAAAUGUCGACCUGAAGGGGUUUCUGCGUCACGAGGACCUGGGAAGCCGGACGCGCGAAGGCAAUGACGUUUGGGGUUGGACCUCGUCCACCGGAAGGGAGUUUGGCAUUGUUGGCCAAAGCGACGGUUCUGCCUUUGUCGAGAUCUUGAAGGACGGCAGCCUCGUCGGCAUGGGCCGGCUUCCCACGCAAACCAGGAGCUCUCCAUGGCGCGACAUGAAGGUCAUCGGCAACCACGUCUACAUCGGCUCCGAGGCACCCGACCAUGGCCUCCAAGUGUUUGACCUGACCAAGCUGCUGACGGUCGACCCCAGCCGCCCGCCGACGUUCGACGUCAACAGGGACUUGGCCGCCCACUUCGACGGCUUCGGCAGCAGCCACAACAUCGUUGCCCACGAAAAGAACAACAUCAUCUACGCCGUCGGCACCGCCCGCAAUGGCAGGUGCUCAGCAGGCCUGUGGAUGGUCGACGUGUCCGAUCCCGGGAACCCGCGGGACGUGGGCUGCGCCGGUGCCGACGGCUACGUCCACGACGCCCAGUGCCUGACGUACAACGGCCCAGACGCGGCACACAGGGGCAAGGAGAUUUGCUUCGGCUACAACGAGGACAGCCUCACCAUCUACGACCUCUCGACGCGCUCGGCCCCCAGGAUCCUGUCCCGCACGCCGUACCAGGGCGCCACGUACACCCACCAGGGCUGGACCACGGGGCCUGACCACCGAUACCUGCUGCUCGACGACGAGCUCGACGAGCAGAAGCAGAACGGCGCCGCCGCCGACGGCCACACGACCACGUACAUUGUCGACGUUGCCAACCUGUCCAAGCCCGUCUUCACCGGCUACUACAAGAGCCCCGUCAAGUCCAUCGACCACAACCAGUACAUCGUCGACGGGCUGUCCUACAUGUCCAACUACGCAUCGGGCCUCCGCGUCGUCAACGUGACCUCUGUUGGGCGCGACAACACGGGCGCCGGCUUCAAGGAGGUUGCCUUCUUCGACGUCCGCCCCGAGGAUGACGCCGUCGGCGGCGAGACCGUCUUCAAGGGCGCCUGGUCUGUCUACCCGUACUUCCAGAGCGGCCACGUCCUCGUCAACAGCAUCGAGCGGGGCAUCUUUUCCGUCAAGCUCACCCUGUAA
Messenger RNA from Metarhizium album ARSEF 1941, 1395 nucleotides. Its product is annotated as regulatory P domain-containing protein. The transcript is spliced from 2 exons. Bases 1 to 1395 code for a protein of 464 amino acids. Gene Ontology annotation, cellular component: extracellular region. NCBI's taxonomy places the organism in Eukaryota, Fungi, Ascomycota, Sordariomycetes, Hypocreales, Clavicipitaceae. The record is from RefSeq and is a predicted model, not a curated record.